GAUCACCACAUCGGAUUGCAAAAUGAAGAUAGCAGUAUGUUUGGUGUUAGUGGCGUAUGCCUUGGCAGAGCCACCUGUUGACAACAGAUACCUCCCCCCUCAAGCGGGAUACUCUGAGCGUCUGGCAGCGUCUCCUGACUACCGCGCACCAGAGUAUGGCAACAGGCAGGGUGCACCUGGCCGAAGACCAUCAACAUCCUACGGUGCUCCGCGACCACAGAACAACUACCUCCCACCAAACCGUCGCCAGAGACCCACCAGCAGCUACCUACCGCCUUCCAGCCAAAGACCAAACCGGCCAGCCCCAGAAUAUGGUCCUCCUAGCCGUCCAUCUAACUUCGCGCCAAGACCUGCCACAGAGUAUGGAGCUCCAGCUCAGUAUGACAGACCGGCGCAAGAGUACGGACCGCCGGAGUUUGGCAGAGCCAGCCCAGACAUAACCACAGCGGAGUUCGGUCAGAGUCAGACCAGACAGUAUCUGCCGCCGGGCCGCGGAAGAGGCACAGGCGCGGGCGUCGAGUAUGACGAUGGAAGUAAUGGGGAACCAGCAAACUACAGUUUCGAGUACAUGGUGAAAGACGAGGAAUCUGGCAAUGACUUUGGACACCGUGAGUCGCGACAGGGAGACAGGGCAGAGGGACUGUAUUAUGUUCUGUUGCCUGAUGGACGAAAACAGACAGUGGAAUACGAGGCUGACCAAGACGGCUACCGACCACGGGUUUCCUACGAGGACACUGGUGUCAGGACAGACAGCCGCAACGGAGGUAGAGGACGGGGGUACGAACAGUAUACGAGUGGUGGAUAUUAGAAAGGAGAAAUACUAACAAAAAGAUCUAUGUUUUAUACAGGGUGUAACUA
Molecule: messenger RNA, 858 nt
Organism: Aricia agestis (brown argus)
Lineage: Eukaryota; Metazoa; Arthropoda; Insecta; Lepidoptera; Lycaenidae
Product: pro-resilin-like
Exons: 7
Coding region: 23-808 (261 amino acids)
Cellular component (GO): extracellular matrix
Source: RefSeq, a predicted model, not a curated record